AUGGUUUUUGGUCAACAUCCUCUCCCGGGAGGUCUUUUUGGCGGCCUUGGCUCCAACGCGAACAACAACAAGGGUGGUCUUUUUGGCAGUUCUAACAGCGGUAACAGCAACACCGGAAACACCAGUAACCCGUUCGGCAACGCCCCGGCCACCGGUGGUCUCUUUGGCUCGCUCAACAACAACGGCCAUCGCGAAGGUACCACAGGUGGGCUCUUUGGACAGAGCACCGGAUAUAGCUUGUUCGGCGGCCAAGUCAACAACAUGGCCGGUCACGUCUGCGGACUCUACUACCUCGACCUGACGGCAUCCUAUCACUGUGGGUAUCGACGGAACUACCUGCCCACCGUCUCACAAUCAGUUCACGCACGCGUGAUCGCAUCGACUGCAAGAACGACACUCACCCAGACUUUCGUCAACCCAUCCAAGACUGAAGUCAUCCCUGAGCUCCGCUACACCUUUCCCUUGUACGAUAGCGUCUCGGUGGUAGGCUUCACUUGCACCAUCAACAACACCCGCGUCAUCCGCGGCGUUGUCCAGGAGAAGAACACCGCCCGCAAAACAUACGACGCGGCCGUCGCCAAAGGCGAGACUGCCGGCCUCUUCGAGCAGUUGCCUGAAGCCAGCGACGUGUUCACCACCACCAUUGGCAACGCCCCCGCCGGCGCCGAACUCAAAGUAGAGAUAGCCUAUCUCGGCGAGCUCAAGCACGAUGCUGAAGUCGACGGCAUCAGACUUACCAUUCCCACCAGCAUCGCCCCUCGUUACGGCUCCUACCCUGGCACUCUGAUGGAGAAGCCUUCCGAUGUUUCCUCCAAGGACGGCAUCGAGAUUAUCGUCGACGCGGAGAUGCCAGGUGGCAGCGCCAUCAAAUCCAUCCAGUCCCCUUCUCACCCCAUCGCCGUCUCCGUCGGCUCAACCUCGACCAUGAGUGCCGACUCCACCCCAUCCCUCCAGCUCGCCUCUGCCACGCUCUCUCUCGGAACCGCAGAGCUCGAGAGAGACUUCAUCGUCCAGAUCAUCGCAACCAACACAUCCAACCCCAUCGCCGUCCUCGAGACGCAUCCCACAAAGCCCCACCAGCAGGCCAUCAUGGCCACUCUAGUGCCCAAGUUCAAGCUCGCCACCACGAAGCCCGAGGUCGUCUUCGUCUGCGACCGCUCAGGCUCCAUGCAGGGCAAGAUCGCCGACCUGAAGAACGCGCUGCAGAUUUACAUGAAGUCCCUCCCCGUCGGCUGCAUGUUCAAUAUCUGCAGCUUCGGCAGCCGCCACACAUUCCUCUUCCCCAAGUCCCAGACGUACGACAAGAAUACCCUGAAUACUGCCAUGAAGCACAUCGACAAGUUCGGUUCCGACUACGGCGGCACGGAGCUUUAUGCGCCCAUCGAGCAGACCUUCAAGCGCCGGCACAAGGACCUUGACCUUGAGGUGUUUGUCCUGACGGAUGGUGAAGUUUGGAACCACGAGAACCUGUUUGGCAUGGUCAACAAGCAUGUGGAGGACUCCAAGGGCAGUGUUCGUCUGUUUACUCUGGGCAUCGGCCGCGGCGUCAGCCAUGCCUUGGUUGAGGGCCUCGCUCGUGCAGGCCAGGGCUUUUCGCAGACGGUUUCCGAGAAGGAGAAGAUGUCGGGCAAGGUCGUCCGGAUGCUCAAGGGAGCUCUUACUCCACAUGUGAAGGACUACUCUCUUGAGGUCAAGUACGCCGACGCGGAAUCGGAAACUGAGCCUGAGGAUGACUUUGAGGUCAUCGAUCCUGUAUCCCCCAAGCCAGGGCCUUCCAGCGAGAGACCUGCGCCGGUGCCCCAGAAGCCCAUCUCCCUCUUCGAUCCCGAUUCCGAAGACGUCGAUAUGGACAACACGAACCAGCAAGACGAUGGUACUGGCACCGAGCGCUUUUCCCGUGUGCCCACCGUCAAGCCACCCAAGAUCCUCCAGGCGCCCUUUCGCAUCCCGCCCCUGUACCCAUACAGCCGGACUAGCGUCUACCUCCUGCUAUCUCCAGACCGGGCACUCAGGAACAGAACUCCCUCUUCUGUGGUCCUUCGCGGAACGUCAUCCCAAGGUCCUCUAGAACUCGAGAUCCCCAUCACGAUCCUCGCCGAGAAGGCCAAGACGAUCCACCAACUCGCAGCCCGCAAGGCCGUCAAGGAGCUCGAAGAGGGCCGCGGCUGGAUCUUCCAUGCCAAGGGUAAGGACGGAAAGGAGCUGCAGAAGAGCCACCCCGGCAGGUUCCCCGCCAUGGUCGAGCGCGAGGCCGUCCGUCUCGGUGUCGGAUUCCAAGUCGGAGGCAAGUGGUGCUCCUUUGUCGCGGUAGAGGCCAACGACAAUGAUGAGGAUGCGGUCGAAUCCCCUGUGGAGGAGGUCCCCGCACCUGGAAGAGAGCCAGAUUGGCAUGGUAUUCCUGACAUGGCUGAAGACCGCCGUUGCAGAAACACAGCUCACUCCGCAAGGAAGAGCAUCAUGCAGAGGCAGGCGAUGGGCCUGGCACAACAACAGGCACAGCAACAGGCACAACAACAGCAACAACAGCAACAGCAGAUCCAACCACAGCAACAGCAGCAACAGCUACAAAACCACCAACAAGGGCUCAUGAUGCUCCGUCAAGACCGGUCCAAACGAAGCCAGCCACUUGGCAUGGCUCGAGGCUACUCUCCUGUCUCGCCACCCGCACCGGCUGCGACUACAUCUAUGUUCAGCAGCCAGCCUACAGCUGGUGGUUUGUUCGGCUUUCCAACAUACACUCCACCGGGCGCGAGUUCUUCUGCAUUUGGAUGCAAGCCCGCGGCUGGUGGUCUGUUUGGCGGCUCAACAUCCUCUGCCCCAGCCGCGAGCUCGUCUCUAUUUGGAAGCAAGCCCACGACUGGUGGUUUGUUCGGUGGCCCAACUUCCCCUGCACCCAACACAAGCCCUUCUCCUUUUGGCAAUAAGUCUUCAACUGGUGGUUUGUUCGGUAGCUCAUCCUCUUCCUUCUCAGGUGCUCCACGGGCGUUCGCAAGCAACGCCCUCGCCCGGCCGGCUGUGCAAUCUGCGGCUACCCCGACAGGCGGCGGUUUGUUCGGCACAUCCGCAUCAACAGGCGGCCUCUUCGGCGCUCCCGCCCCGGCGCCUGUUCAAGCAGCCGCACUCGCUCCGCCUACCAAACAGGUUGAGCCAUCCCUGCUGGCCCAGUACCAAAUGGAAAUGAGCAACGCCGCGGCCAUGCCACUUCCCGACGAGGACCUCAUCGACUACUCAGACGAAGACAUCGACCCCAAGCCUGCCGCCCCUGUUCACAAGAAGAAGCGCAGGAGUGCAGGAAACAACCUGUUCAGCGUUGAGGCCGAGGUAGACGAGGACGAUGACGCACAGGUCGACGAGGAUGCUGCCGACAAGUUCUCCGUGCUCGUCGAGAUGCAGGACUUCAGCGGCUUCUGGGCCUGGUCUGCCCAGCUGCUGAAGGUGCUGGAUGUCACGGAACAGCAGGUCAACGAUGCUCUGGCCAGUUUUCAGGCGAGCCAGAACGUGGUGGCUACCUCGGUGGUGGUCGCGUUCUUACGCAAGAAGCUGGCGCAUGAGAGUGAGAGCUGGGAGAUGAUGGAGGAGAAGGCUGUCGCUUGGCUUGAGGAGGAGAGUGGAGAUGAUGUAGUUGGGAAGGUGUUGGCUGCGGCUGAGGCCCUGUUUUGA
Molecule: messenger RNA, 3660 nt
Organism: Colletotrichum chrysophilum
Lineage: Eukaryota; Fungi; Ascomycota; Sordariomycetes; Glomerellales; Glomerellaceae
Exons: 2
Coding region: 1-3660 (1219 amino acids)
Source: RefSeq, a predicted model, not a curated record